Saccoglossus kowalevskii is the source of this 1668-nucleotide messenger RNA. RefSeq names its product NXPE family member 3-like. The record is from RefSeq and is a predicted model, not a curated record. Lineage: Eukaryota; Metazoa; Hemichordata; Enteropneusta; Harrimaniidae.
AUGGAUAUAAAGGAAAUGACAGUAAAGAGAGCUGGAUUGAAACUGGAUUUAUUCAGAAAAGUAAUAUUUCUAUUAAUUGUGACUGUAAUAGUUGUCUUCGUAAUGCAAUUGCAAUCUUCAGUUUUGAUAAAACCGGACAUUGAGGCACCUUCUCCUCAUCUACAGUCAGAAAGCUCCAAAGAUAUCGAUCCAUUACCAUACAGUAGAUAUAAUCGAUUUGGAAUGGAGUGGAUAACUAUAGUAGAUGAGUUGAAUUGGCAACAGAGGCAUGGAUAUGCUGAGAAUAAAAAUACUGAAACACCUUUUGAUAUUGGAAAUGGUUCGUUAGGACUAACAUCAACCAUGACAACAAGGGUGAUGCUCCAUAAUACAAAUGUCCAGAAAGGAGAGUUUGUGCAUGUUGUUAUUGAAGCUCGAGACAAAAACAAUCGUAGAAGAAACAGAGGAGGUGAUUUCUUCAUGGCAGUCAUGCAAAACACGAAACUGGGAAAAAGCACUGCAGGUCGUGUUAUUGAUUAUGCAAACGGGACAUACUCAGUGUAUUUCUACGCAGCCUGGGCUGGUAAAGCAGAGGUCACAGUUCAACUCGCUUUCACUAGAGAAAUUAUUAAUUUCAUUAGACAAGUAGUAAAGACAAAAGAAAAGUUACAAGGAAUUGCUGGAAAUUUUACAGAUGGAGUUACAACCGAGUCAAGCAAUUGUUCAAUGAUAAGUGAAGGACUAUGGUCUGAUAAGUGUGAAUAUAUGAAUGCAAAUUCCAUGGGUAAGACAGUGCUUGUCUGUGAUAGACCCAGUACAUUGGAAUGUUCUCAGUUGAAUAUCAUCGGUAGGAGUGUUCAACAAAUGAAUAAAAUCACAGCAGAUCAGAUGCAAGGUGCUGCUGAUUUAUUUGAAUCGAUAUCGCAAAUGGCAUGGUUGCCGGCAACACCAGUAUUAAUACAAGACGCAGAAGUAUAUCCUCGUCCAUUGCAGCAAUGUGGUUCAGAUAUACCAGUGCCAUUAUCUGACGGAUAUUGGGAAACUCGUGAAUUAUUUAUUCCACUUGUAUGUCAUAGUAAACAGUGGUCAAAAGAAGAAGUCCACAGGUGUUUAUCUGACAAGACUAUCAUAGCGAGUGGAGACUCUACAGUGAAGCAAAUUGUUAGACUCAUGAGAUACGAACAUGCAUAUAAUAUGAGGUUUCAUUUCAUGGCGCCUAGAGCUGGACAAAUUGACGAAACUGUACCAGAAUUUGUAUUUGAAAGUGACUUGAUUGACAAUAUCACAUACAAUGAAUGUCAGUCUAAAGUUCCUAUUGUGAUGUUGAACUUUGGUUUCCACUACGGCAUGUGGUCAACUCAGUCCUACAUAGAACGUCUAUUUCGUGCCAAGUUGGCCGUGGAAAGAUUGUUAAAAAGAUGUCCAAAUUCUAAAGUAAUGAUUAAACUGUCACACCCACGGGAACAUGUGUUCAGAGAGCAAUCUAUCCACAGUAGUAAUUGGGUAUUUUUUGAUCAGAACAGAAUUAUUAGAUAUGUAUUCGCCGGAAUUGGUGUUUUGUUUCUUGAUAUAUGGGAUAUGGUGUUGUCUUCAUUUGAAACAAAUACAGUUCACAUGCCACCAGUUGUGAUAAGCCAAGAAAUACAUCUCAUGUUAUCAUACAUUUGUCCGGAAAUGGUUGGCGCAUAA